This is a messenger RNA of Impatiens glandulifera, 339 nucleotides long. Its product is annotated as methylcrotonoyl-CoA carboxylase beta chain, mitochondrial-like. Gene Ontology annotation, cellular component: methylcrotonoyl-CoA carboxylase complex; mitochondrion. The transcript has 3 exons. Bases 1 to 339 code for a protein of 112 amino acids. The record is from RefSeq and is a predicted model, not a curated record. Gene Ontology annotation, biological process: L-leucine catabolic process. Gene Ontology annotation, molecular function: methylcrotonoyl-CoA carboxylase activity. NCBI's taxonomy places the organism in Eukaryota, Viridiplantae, Streptophyta, Magnoliopsida, Ericales, Balsaminaceae.
AUGUGUGGUCGUGCCUAUAGUCCAAAUUUCAUGUUCUUCUGGCCUAAUGCCAAAAUUUCAGUUAUGGGUGGUGCUCAGGCUGCUGGGGUGCUUGCUCAAAUUGAAAAGAGUGACAAAAAGAAACGAGGAAUCCAGUGGACAAAGGAAGAGGAGGAAGAAUUCAAGGCAAAAGUUAUGGAGGCUUAUGAUAAGGAAAGUAGUGCAUACUACUCAACAGCAAGGCUAUGGGAUGAUGGGAUCAUCGAUCCAGCUGACACAAGGAAAAUCAUAGGUCUCUCUAUAUCAGCUUCCUUAAAUUCCCCACCCCAAAAUACAAAAUUUGGUGUUUUUAGAAUGUGA